Striga hermonthica is the source of this 285-nucleotide messenger RNA. Lineage: Eukaryota; Viridiplantae; Streptophyta; Magnoliopsida; Lamiales; Orobanchaceae. The record is from the annotation of a GenBank genome assembly.
AUGGGAACUGAAGAUAAAGAAAAGGAUCUUAUGCCGUCUAUCAAGAUAAAGGUGUUAUUCUUUGCCCGAGCAAGAGACCUAACUGGAAUGACAGAUACUUCCUUGGAAGUUUCACCUGGUGCCACUGCUCAUGAUUGCUUGAAUAAGCUAAUUUCCCAAUUCCCAGGCCUUGACGAGAUACGUAACUGUAUGGUACUCGCUCUAAACGAGGAAUACACCUCCGAGUCUACUGUUGUUAAGGAUCGAGACGAGUUGGCAAUCAUACCUCCUAUUAGUGGAGGUUAG